Messenger RNA from Alligator sinensis (Chinese alligator), 1550 nucleotides. RefSeq names its product SUN domain-containing protein 3-like. NCBI's taxonomy places the organism in Eukaryota, Metazoa, Chordata, Crocodylia, Alligatoridae. Bases 1 to 1320 code for a protein of 439 amino acids. Gene Ontology annotation, biological process: nuclear envelope organization. Gene Ontology annotation, molecular function: protein-membrane adaptor activity. The record is from RefSeq and is a predicted model, not a curated record. Gene Ontology annotation, cellular component: nuclear envelope; meiotic nuclear membrane microtubule tethering complex. The transcript is spliced from 13 exons.
AUGGAUGGAAAAAAGAACCUGCGGAGAAGUCCAAGGCUGUCAUCAACAGCCCUUCAUGGACUCGAAGCUGACAGUGACAUGAGUGAUAAUCCAAAGGGACCGGCAAUGUCAGGCUUCCCGACAAACAGCAGGUAUUUAUAUUCACAGACGGUACUUGGUAGUCAUUCUACUGAAUCUACUCUUACUGGAUCCAGCCAAGGGCUUACAAACCCAAGUGAGAAAGGCCAGACAAGUGAUAGUGAGGUGUUCACCAGAAUGUCAUACUUGGCAAUGGAGAACAACCGCCAUAUUUCACCGGCAAAUGAAUCUCGGCCAUCCCAAAAAAGCGUGCUAAGAAUGAUAUUGAACAUCCCAUGCCUCCUGCUAAUGGCCUUCGUCUCCCUCCCAAGAUAUUUGGUAAAGGCUUGCAUCUCCUCAAUAGAACUAAUCACCCUGCAGAAUGUCAAGAUGAUUUUCAAGAUACUGUUAUUGCUGAUCCCAAUCAUUUCAGCGGGGUUUUACUGCAUUGACUGGUUCUCAUCCUGGAGACUAAGAGAAGAGGAGAUGUCACAGCUGCAUGGAGCAGAAAUGAAGUCAUAUUGGAAGUCCUACAUCUUAUUAAAGCAGCAAUUCAAUGAAAUUGAAGACCUUAAGAAGGAGAUGGAUCUUCUGCGUGCAGAGCUAGACAAUGUGAAGAAUGGCAUUCUGCAUUCAGUUAAACAAACCCUGGAGGAGAAUGGAAUCCCAGUGGAUAAUAAAGAUCAUGUGCUAGAGAUGAUAAAUUCACAAUUUAAGAAGAUUUAUGAGGAUGAUGUUCAGAUGCCUGACUGGGCCCAGAAAACAAUAGGUGCUACCAUUGAUGCAAGCAGAACAUCUAAGAGUUAUGAACCCAGGAAUGAAGAAGACAGUUGGUUUAGUUUAUCAUUCUUGUCUUCUGCAAAUCCUCCAGAUACUAUUUUACAGCCAGAUGUGAGCCCUGGAAGCUGCUGGGCUUUCCCAGGAUCUCAGGGCCAGGUGGUAAUUAAGCUGCCUGAGAAAAUCCAACCAACUGCUGUGACAAUUCAGCACAUCUCCAAGGCCAUCUCUCCUUCUGGGGAAGUAACAAGCGCCCCCAAGGAUUUUGCUGUCUACGGACUGGAUGAAAAAACAGAAACAGAAAUUCUGCUUGGAAAAUUCAUGUAUGAUUUGGAGAAAGAAGUCAUUCAAACUUUCCAGCUGCAGAUGGAACUUCCCGCAUCUUUCAUCUAUAUAAAAUUCUCCAUGCUGAGCAACUGGGGCCACUCAGAUUACACUUGUAUCUAUCGCGUAAGGGUGCAUGGGAAGAUGGUAAACAAGAGCUAAACCCCUGAGCAGCAAGACAUGGAGUGAGGAUUCAGAAGAAGAACAGCAACCCCAGCCAUCCUGCCAGUUUGUCAACAGCACCUAGGGCUCACUCCACUUUUCCGGGACAGGGGGGGAUAUGCCAGAAAAAUAGAAAGGCAACUAAAGAUGACAGAUGAUAUCAGCUAACCACUCUUGUCUGUUCUGUCAAAAAUAUAGCAUAUAUGCAACAUAGAAUAAAUGAAAUUUAA